This is a messenger RNA of Ustilaginoidea virens, 2106 nucleotides long. RefSeq lists its product as uncharacterized. Gene Ontology annotation, cellular component: mitochondrion; acetolactate synthase complex. Lineage: Eukaryota; Fungi; Ascomycota; Sordariomycetes; Hypocreales; Clavicipitaceae. The record is from RefSeq and is a predicted model, not a curated record. Gene Ontology annotation, molecular function: acetolactate synthase activity; thiamine pyrophosphate binding; magnesium ion binding. The transcript has 5 exons. The coding region runs from base 1 to 2106 and encodes 701 amino acids. Gene Ontology annotation, biological process: L-valine biosynthetic process.
AUGCUCCGAAGUCGCCAGGCCUCCAAGGCCGCCCUGAGAGUCCUGGGCCAAACCAGAUCAUUCACGCUGACGACCUCUUCCCCUGCCGUCAAGACUUCGAAAACGGUUCCUUCAGGUCAAAGAAGUCAAGCGACUGCCGCCGCUGCCACUGCCACUGCCACUGCCACUGCCACUGCCACAUCGUCUGCGCCUCUCGUGCGUGCCGUACCGAGCUCUUCUUUCAAUGCCCAAGACCGAAGCCAUGUGCAGCCGCUCUCGAAUCAAUGCAAAAAUGAGAUGGACGAGUCAUUUAUCGGCAAGACGGGAGGUGAAAUAUUUCACGAGAUGAUGCUUAGACACGGCGUUAAACACAUCUUUGGAUACCCCGGCGGUGCUAUUCUUCCCGUAUUCGAUGCCAUCUACAAUUCGAAGCAUUUCGAAUUUAUCCUUCCUAGACACGAGCAAGGCGCUGGCCACAUGGCCGAGGGUUACGCCAGAGCUAGUGGUAAACCCGGUGUCGUUCUCGUCACUUCUGGCCCCGGAGCCACCAAUGUCAUCACCCCUUGCACCGAUGCCCUCUCGGACGGGACCCCCUUGGUUGUCUUCUGCGGGCAGGUUCCCACCACCGCCAUCGGGAGUGAUGCGUUCCAGGAGGCCGAUGUUGUGGGCAUCUCUCGCGCCUGCACCAAGUGGAACGUCAUGGUCAAAAACGUCGCCGAACUACCUCGCCGAAUCAACGAAGCCUUCGAGAUCGCCACCUCUGGUCGUCCCGGCCCCGUGCUCGUCGAUUUGCCCAAGGAUGUCACGGCUGGAAUCCUGCGAAGGGCUAUCCCGACCGACGCCACUCUUCCGUCCCUGCCUAGCGCGGCGUCUCGCGCCGCCAUGGAGCACAGCCAGCGACAGCUGCAAGCUUCCGUGAGACGCGUUGCCGACCUUGUCAACAUUGCCAAGCAGCCCGUCAUCUACGCCGGGCAGGGCAUCAUCCAGUCCGAAGGCGGCCCCGAGCUGUUGAAGGAACUCGCCGACAAGUGUUCCAUUCCCGUCACCACGACCCUGCAAGGCCUGGGCGGUUUCGACGAGCUUGAUGACAAGUCGCUGCACAUGCUAGGCAUGCACGGCUCCGCCUAUGCCAACAUGGCCAUGCAAGAGGCAGACUUGAUCCUUGCCCUCGGCGGCCGCUUCGACGACCGCGUCACCGGCAACAUUGCCAAGUUUGCGCCCGGCGCAAAGGCUGCCGCCGCUCAGAAUCGAGGCGGCAUCGUCCACUUUGAGAUCAUGCCCAAGAAUAUCAACAAGGUUGUCCAGGCCACCGAGGCGAUUGAGGGAGAUGUUGGCGCCAGCAUCAAGCUCCUCCUGCCCGAGGUCCAAGCGCGAUCGAUGCAGGACCGCAAGGCAUGGUUUGACAGGAUUCGCGAGUGGAAGAAAAAGUGGCCGCUGUCUCACUACGAGCGAGCCCGCGGCGGUCUCAUCAAGCCCCAAACCCUCAUUGAGGAGCUCAGCAACCUGACGGCGGACCUGAAGCACAAGACGUACAUUGCCACCGGCGUCGGCCAACACCAGAUGUGGACCGCGCAGCAUUUCCGAUGGAGACACCCUCGAACCAUGAUUACCUCUGGGGGUCUCGGAACCAUGGGCUACGGUCUGCCCGCCGCCAUCGGCGCCAAGGUUGCGCGGCCCGACGCCCUGGUCAUCGACAUUGACGGCGACGCCUCGUUUGGCAUGACUCUGACCGAACUGGCCACCGCGUCCCAGUUCAACAUUGGCGUCAAGAUCAUUGUCCUGAACAACGAGGAGCAGGGAAUGGUUACGCAAUGGCAGAACCUCUUUUACGAGGAUCGCUACGCCCACACGCACCAGGUCAACCCCGACUUUAUGAAGCUGGCCGAGUCGAUGCGCGUGCAGUCCCGCCGCGUCAGCGACCCGGCGGAUGUUGUCGACAGCCUGAAGUGGCUGAUCAACACGGACGGGCCUGCUCUGCUGGAGGUUGUGACGGACAAGAAGGUGCCGGUUCUACCCAUGGUGCCGGCCGGAUCAGGCCUGCACGAAUUUCUCGUCUUUGACGAUGAAAAAGACAAGCAGCGCAGAGAAUUAAUGCAGGAAAGAACCUGUGGUCUGCACGGCUCAUGA